Penicillium subrubescens is the source of this 1701-nucleotide messenger RNA. RefSeq names its product hydrogen/calcium exchanger domain-containing protein. Gene Ontology annotation, biological process: intracellular calcium ion homeostasis; calcium ion transmembrane transport. Gene Ontology annotation, cellular component: fungal-type vacuole membrane. Bases 1 to 1701 code for a protein of 566 amino acids. Gene Ontology annotation, molecular function: calcium:proton antiporter activity. The transcript has 6 exons. The record is from RefSeq and is a predicted model, not a curated record. Lineage: Eukaryota; Fungi; Ascomycota; Eurotiomycetes; Eurotiales; Aspergillaceae.
AUGCAUAUCUACCGCCGUCAGGCCCGCAAUCUCGCCUGGUACGACCAAGAUGGCGAGCCAUCCUCGCACAACCCCUUUAAGAAAUUCCGCCGGCGCCCUCAGCGCACCAACUCCGUCCAACUAGAAGAUCAAGCCCCCCACUCCCGAAGCUUGGGCGACCUCCGUCUCUCGCAAGAUCAACGGCGCCGCGCCGAGUUCAACGGCGAUCUCGAAGGUCCCGCCUACUCAGGCACAUUCCCACCUGAAUCGGCCGGUAGCUACGAGCCCGCCGCAUCCAAUCUCAGUCAAGAACCCAUCAACGACACGGCAGACAAGUCCACGGUGCGGGAACUAGACCUCGAAGCCGAAAUCGAGGGUAACGGCACUGCGAGCGUGGACACAACCGGAACCCAGGCGCGUCAGCGCAAGGGAUUCUUUGGCAAGUUCGGCCAUAAGAAAGAGCAAGAAACGUCUGUGCCUGAGCCAGAUGACGAAAAGCCCCUCGAGGGUCCCAAGUUCACGGUGGCCAGCCAGAUCCGCGCGACGGUAUUCAAUUCAUGGAUCAACGUGCUUAUUAUCGCUGCGCCUGUGGGUAUCGCAUUGCACGUGGUAAAGGCGAAUCCUAUCGCUAUCUUCGUUGUUAACUUCAUCGCGAUUAUCCCGCUCGCCGCGAUGCUGAGUUAUGCGACUGAGGAAAUUGCCCUGCGAACCGGUGAGACGAUUGGUGGAUUGCUCAAUGCCUCGUUCGGCAAUGCGGUCGAGUUGAUCGUUGCUAUUAUCGCGCUGGUCAAGAAGGAGGUUCUCAUCGUGCAAACCUCGCUGAUUGGUAGUAUUUUGUCUAAUUUGCUACUGGUCAUGGGCAUGUGUUUCUUCUUUGGUGGUGUGAACCGCAUUGAGCAGCAUUUCAAUGUCGUCGUUGCGCAGACUGCGGCUAGUCUUUUGGCACUGGCUGUGGCUAGUUUGAUUAUUCCUACUGCGUUCCAUAAGUGGUCUGAUGGGAAUAAGGAGAAUACGGCUCCUCUUUCGCGAGGAACCUCCGUCCUCCUACUCAUCGUCUACGGCUGCUACCUCUUCUUCCAACUCAAAUCCCACACAGACAUGUAUAACGAGCCAUCCAAAAAAGUCGCAAAACGCUCCAAAAAGUCCGGCGACGCCAACCGCGGCAUUGCGCAAAUCGGGAAAAUGACCGCCCGCACAAUGGGCGGCUCCAACGCCGCUGAAGUCAACCUCCAAGACGCAGACGACGAGCCCGAGCAGCCGCAGUUGCAUAUCUGGGUCGCUAUGGCUACGCUGGGUCUUUCGACUGCUUUGGUGGCUGUUUGCGCUGAGUUCAUGGUUGACUCGAUUGAUGCUUUGACUGCGACGGGUAAUAUUAGUGAGACUUUUGUUGGGUUGAUUCUGUUGCCUAUUGUUGGUAACGCGGCGGAGCAUGCUACGGCUGUUACGGUGGCUUGUAAGGAUAAGAUGGAUUUGGCGAUUGGUGUUGCUGUGGGUUCGAGUAUGCAGAUUGCGCUGUUGGUUUUGCCGUUUAUUGUUGUUUUGGGUUGGAUCAUGGGUGUGGAUGAUAUGACUCUCAACUUUGACAGUUUCGAGAUUAUCUUGCUCUUUGUGUCUGUGCUUUUGGUCAACUACCUCAUCGGAGACGGCAAAUCUCACUGGCUUGAAGGCGUUCUCCUCAUGAUGAUGUAUCUGAUUAUCGCUCUCGCUGCUUGGUUCUUCUAA